AUGGCUGAUGUUUUCAAAAGCCUAAACCUCCUUGAGACCCUAAAAGAGUCAAUAGAGAACAACAAAUUGUCAGAUGUUAAGGAUGCAGUGGAAGAUCUCCUAAUCAGUAGGAUCAAUUUAGCAGUGGUGGGGGACCGUGUCGAUGAAAAAGCUACCUUCAUUAACUCACUGCAUGGCCUCUGUCCUGGAGAUGAAGGGGCAGCUCCGUCGCCAUCCCCUGCUGCCCCAGAGGAAGUGGCAGACUACGCAAACUCUAAACACCCUGACUUUCACCUGUGGGACCUGCCGCCUGUCCCCAACACCUCUCCAUUUAAACCAGAAGGAUACAUGGAUAGAGUUAAGUUUCUUCGCUACAACGCGGUCUUCAUGACAUUCACACAGACACCUCAAGCCAACAGUGUGGAGGUGUUCCUGGAGGCUCGCUCCCUGCAGCGAGAAACGGUGUACUUUAUUCUCUUUGCUUUGGCAAAAGACACAGAAAAGAGCCUAGAAGAAAAGAGGAAAGCCAGCCUGGAAGUGUUGAAAUCACAGGGUGUGAGACAGCCUAAAGUCUACCUGGUGAGACCCUCAACCUUGGAGAAAUUUGACUUCUGUAGCCUGUUGGAGGAUAUGGGUAGAGACCUUCCAGAGAUCAGAGCCCACGCCCUUCUCUUAGCUUUACCAACACUCUCCUCCACCCUGGUCACUCAGAAAAAGGAGGCUUUCAAAGCACUAGUCUGGGCAGCUGCCUCGCUUUCUGGUGGGAUGUCUGCUAUCCCUGUUCCCUUUGUGGCCUCCAUGGUGGACUCGAGUAUAGCAGUGCGGAUCCUAAGUAAAGCACAAAUAUCUCUGUGCUUGGACGAUAAAUCGGUUGAGCGACUGGCCCGACAGCGAGGCAUGGAACCCACGAAACUUCAAGAGCUACGGACUUGUACGUUGUCAAUAGAGGUCACCAAAGGGGAGGUCAAAAAGCGGUUGGCGGCCGCAGAAAAGGACUUGACUACGGUUUCAACAAAGCUGGUGGAGAUGGCGAUGCCCAGACAUGCUCGUUCUGUCAGCCGCUCCUUCACUGCCAUGCUGCAGGCAUUAAAUGGCGCCAUAGAUGAAAUGGCUGCUGAUGCUGAGAAGAUAGUGGCUGCUGCUUUUGGGGAGGGGAAAUGA
Messenger RNA from Scomber scombrus (Atlantic mackerel), 1140 nucleotides. It is a transcript of the gene irgq2, whose product is annotated as immunity-related GTPase family, q2. Gene Ontology annotation, molecular function: GTP binding. Gene Ontology annotation, cellular component: membrane. NCBI's taxonomy places the organism in Eukaryota, Metazoa, Chordata, Actinopteri, Scombriformes, Scombridae. Bases 1 to 1140 code for a protein of 379 amino acids. The record is from RefSeq and is a predicted model, not a curated record. The transcript has a single exon.